AUGUAUGAAUGUCUCUUCGGGUUCACUCCUUUUGCAUGCGAGGAUCGCCAUCAAACCAAGCUCAAAAUCCUGCAGCACAAGAAAACUCUGCUGUUUCCCGAGAUCGAGACGGUCGCCGGGCCAAGUAUCGAGGCCAUGGAUCUGAUGAUGCAAAUCCUCGUUGAAAAGGAGAAGCGACUCUGCAGUCGUCAGUACGAGCUCAAUGACUUCACUCGGAAGAUUGUGCGUGGUCGGGUAGUCCGGUGCACAGCGGACAAGACCCAUCAGAACUAUCAAGGUUACUUUGUCUACCCCGGCGAUGCCGAAGACAUCAAGCGCCAUGCGUUCUUCCGGGACAUCGACUGGGAUACAGUCCAUCUCCGACGGCCACCCUUUGUGCCCCGCGUCCGAGAUUGGGAAGACACCAAAUACUUUGACGAUGAAGAGCCGAUUUCAGACAUUGACAGCGCCACCACUUUGGACGAUGAAGAGGUGGGAGUGGGCAGUGAGAACCUAGAACCUGAUGGUCCCAGGCAACUCCUCUGUCCACAUCCCGCCGCCACAAGCUCACAACUGAGCCACCACCAAGAAGGCCAGAAUAUUGUGCCGUCGAGAGCGAUCAAGCUCCCGCACACAGGUUUCCCCGGACUCAAACUCGGUUUACCGCGAAAAGACAGCAUGGAUGACUUGAGAAAUCCGCUGUUGGAACCCCGGGAUCUGGAGGCACCGCUCAUUAAUGGUGGUCCAAGUCCAGCAAUUACGUUGGUGGAGAACGGAAUUCAUGUUGAUGGGCCAACCGAGACUGUCGCUGCCGCCUGGGCGAAGUCAGCUCCCAGGAAAAAGGAGAGAAAGCGUCCUAGAGACAUGAUAUUGAGGGACCCAAUCACCGGGUCUGAAGCGUUGGAGAUUCGCAAAGCCAGUGCCUUUCUUGGCUACGACUAUCGCCAACCGAUCCUGGUGAAGGAGAUCGUCGAGCAGAUCAUGGCCGAAGACUUCGCAAGCAGUAGACCAAAGGACAACCGGUUUGGGAUGGACCAUGGAGACCUCGAUUUGAUCUCCGAGAAACGGAUGUUUGUUGAGGCGGGAGGACAACUGUCACCUGGUCGAAGGACUCCAGGACUGCUGUGA
Molecule: messenger RNA, 1107 nt
Organism: Capronia coronata CBS 617.96
Lineage: Eukaryota; Fungi; Ascomycota; Eurotiomycetes; Chaetothyriales; Herpotrichiellaceae
Exons: 1
Coding region: 1-1107 (368 amino acids)
Biological process (GO): peptidyl-threonine phosphorylation; actomyosin structure organization
Cellular component (GO): cytoplasm; cytoskeleton
Molecular function (GO): protein serine/threonine kinase activity; ATP binding
Source: RefSeq, a predicted model, not a curated record